Molecule: messenger RNA, 537 nt
Organism: Aureococcus anophagefferens
Lineage: Eukaryota; Pelagophyceae; Pelagomonadales; Pelagomonadaceae
Exons: 1
Biological process (GO): regulation of DNA-templated transcription
Cellular component (GO): nucleus
Molecular function (GO): RNA polymerase II cis-regulatory region sequence-specific DNA binding; DNA-binding transcription factor activity, RNA polymerase II-specific
Source: RefSeq, a predicted model, not a curated record
AUGCAGGCCGUGAACUCCGGGGAGGACAAGCGCGCGCGGCCGCGGAAGCCGUCGAUCGGGGGCAAGUGGAGCGACGAGGAGGACAAGCGGCUGCUGCAGAUCGUCGAGGAGAACGGCGCGAAGAAGUGGAAGCGCGUGGCCGAGCUGCUGGGGAGCGUGCGCACGGACAUCCAGUGCCUGCACCGCUGGACCAAGGUCAUCAAGCCGGGCCUCAACAAGGGCCCGUGGUCGGCCGAGGAGGACGAGGUCGUCAAGUCGAACGUGAUGAAGAUGCAGAGCGAGUCCAACGAGGGCGUCGUCAAGUGGGCGGAGAUCGCCAAGAUCCUCAAGGGGCGCCUGGGCAAGCAGUGCCGCGAGCGGUGGUUCAACCACCUCGACCCGACGAUAAAAAAGGGCGAGUGGGAGCCGCACGAGAACCGGACGCUCUUCGACCUCCAGCAGCAGUACGGCAACCGCUGGUGCGAGAUCGCCAAGGCGCUGCCGGGGCGGUCCGAGAACGCCAUCAAGAACCGCUGGAACUCGUCCGCGAUGAAGCGC